AAGAACAAACUGGCGAAACUGCUAACAGUCGUUGUAUACCGAGAGCGCUGCCCCCCUGCCCUACGGCCAAACGACACACGAGCAAACAACGCCCCAUACACACGCUACGUCACUAAUAGACAUCACCCGAAAAUAAGACGAAAGACUUCAACGACCGAAUCGACGACGAACGCGAUGAGCGAGCGCGCCAGCCGUAGUCGCGGUGAAAACUCAUUUUGCCUACCGUUCUGGGCUCGUUCGGUGCAGUCGACUGUGAUCGUUCAGCGGGUGCACAUCUUCCAACUACUACCUCCUGAGUACGUGAGUUUUCGCCGGUUUACCGCACCGCUAGAUUUGCAUCGAUUUCGGGAAAAUUGGCGUAAAAAAAUCGUCGCGAUCGUGAAACGUUUUAUUUUAUUACUGCCUUUUAUGUGGCAAGACAAUGCUGCCGGUGUUGCGUCUAGAUUUGUUUGUGGUAAACAUUGCUACCGCUAAGCAAAACCGCUCUGAGAAACAGUGCAAACACAAAUUAUUGCCAUGCUAAUGUGAAAUACAAUAUUUGAAAUUCAACGAUCGUUGUUGCUGCUGUUACCGGGACAAACAACGAACAAUUACCACUACUUGUCCCCCCCCCCUUUCCCCUCCUUGGCCCCUGGAGUUAAUGCAAAGUUAAAAAACGUGAAAUUGAUUAAGAAACUACCGGCGGUGCAGUUACUACAGUUCAGCAUCACACAUCUUCCCUGUGUACAACCGUCGAUAGACCGGCGCAACAAGUAAACCUUGCAAACCGAUGCAUUACAAAUUUGCUCAACUGACCACAAAUAAGCAAUAGAAUCGGAUUUCCAGCGCGUUUAACCUUCACGAAAAUGUCCUUAGUGGUUGAGCAAAUUCACCAGCACACGGGCGAGAUCUAAUCAUGGACGCGUGUUGGAUGAUGCAUUUUCCAUCUAUUGGAUACGCUUUACAGAGCGUGCCCCUGAAACUGUAGCAGUGGAUGUAUUAAGGCGAUUUUUCACGCCGCUAAUCUGUUGCCGAUAAAUGGACGCUACAUACACCCGGUACAUAUUGUUUGGUUUUGUGAUUUUUAUGCACGAGAAAAAAAUGGCGCACAGAAAAAAGUGAGAGUGAAUAUAGAUUUUUCAAACGUAGAAAUAAUUUAAAUAUUUAACAAUCACAGAAGUCCCUAGAAACCACAAUUUGUAAGCAAUUGUUCUCUGAUUUGGUCGAAAGUGUUCAACCUUCAGGGAGUUAUGUUCACAUGCUCAAUUACCACUUUCUAUAGCUUUAUCACCGCUCAAAAAACCCUAGCCCAUGAAUACAUACACCGAAAAACGUUUUAUAAUUUGCGUCACACUUUCCUCAAGUUGUGUGUUUCUGUCGUGUACACAUAUGCUGAUCUCUAUUUUUUAUCUGUUUUCAACGCCAAUCUAGCAUCACCUACAGCAUUUAGCUCAUCGUUUGCGUACGGGCUCGUUUCGUAAAGUGUUUGGCAACGGCCAAUAUUGCAAACCAUAUCCGGCUGUGAAAAUGACGAUCGCCAAUUGAUUGUAAUGCGCCGUGGUUGUAAGCGAACCUAAACGUAUUGCGCAUAUUGCGGGUUCCCGGUCAAAUUGACAAAAAAAAGUAUAUUUUAUUGUUGAAAACCAAAAAAUCCGGGAGUUCUUGUCAGUGCGAUUAUGAAGUGAGUGAAGUGUGGUUUUGUGAGUGAAAGGUACUGCUAAACAUUUUAAUAAGGCAAACCUAUUAAAAUGAAUGAGUGAUAUGUAAGUGUGUGUGAGUGUGUACAUAGAAUUACUGUAACCUAAAAACAUAUGGAGUAUAUUAAAUCAGUUUAGUGUAUUACAGUGAACGACCGUACUAUCAGUGCGUUUAAGAGUGCGUACGAAUCUCGUUCGAACAGUGUUUGUUUAGAGUAUUUCUUUUAAUAAGAAAUCGAACCUUUUCGCCAAGCCAUAAAAUGGCUAUCAGAAGGGUUUUAUUUGUACUUUGUGGUUUGUUGCUGUUAUCUAAUUUGGCCUCAGCCGGAAACUCGUUUGCUGAAACAUUUCAAAUUGAGGAGUACCUCAAAUUUCCACCGUUAUACGUGUACGACGACUUUGAGGAUUGCCGUCGGUGGUAUCGGGAUCGGUACGUUUAUUGUAUCGUGAAGGCACCACUAGCACCGGAUGAAUCAUCCGCUUUGUGGAGAAAUAUUAGCUAUUUUUCCAGCGAUUAUCACCACUACGACCAUUCGGUGCUGGAGCGUGGCGUAUGUAUUCCAAAGUGUCACGAUGCCAUCAUACAAAACGCGUCCGAAAGUGGCAUCGAUCGACUUUCGCGCGAGCAAAUGAUUCACCGCUGCAUAAGUGCAGAGAUUACGCCUCAUUAUAAUCUGAUCGUAUCAUCAGAACUACACAUCCAACACUGUUACUCUCGUGACACUGAGAAUAUUCCAUACGAUUGGCUUGAUGUGAUAUUUUUCAUACUUGCUGCUGCAAUUAUCGUACUCGUGGUAGCUUCCACCGUGUACGAUAUGCACCAGCAGGCAAAGCAAAAGUUUCCCGAAGAAUACUUCUCACGAAACUCGAAGCAGGCCCACCAGCGGCUUCUCACCGCGUUCUCAUUUCCACGCAACAUCCGUCGACUGCAAGAACCAAUCCAUACACAAACGCGCAUCGAUCUAGCAUGCUUCGAAGCAUUUCGGUUCGCACAGACGUUCCGUGUCAUCUUCCUGCACGUGACCAUUGCACACUUGAAGAUCCCACAACGUAAUCCCGAGUAUCUCGAGCAGCUACAACACGGUGCCGUGCUGCAAACGUUCAUUGCCGAGUUUCAGAACUACGUUCAAACGUUCUUCACUAUCGGCGGUAUGUUAAUGACGGUGAACUUUCUCGAUCAUAUACGCAAAAAUCCUACAUUCCGACUGUCGUAUUUCGGUGAGCGUCUGCUAAAUCGACUAUGCCGAUUAGUGCCAACGUACGCCUUCAUGAUAUUGCUCGAGGCAUCAGUUAUGCGACACCUCAUCGAUGGACCGUUCGGACAGCAGUUCAUUGGAGAAUCGGCCGAAAACUGCCAACAGCGAUGGUGGAUGAAUUUGCUAUUCGUGAAUAAUUAUAUCGGCUGGGAUUACCCGUGCUUCAUACCUUCCUGGUACCUCGCGACAGAUCUGCAACUAUUCAUAUUCGGACUUAUGAUAAUGAUGAUUUUCUGGCGAUGGCCAUCCACCAGAAAAUACAUCUUUAGUGCAAUCUUCCUAUACAGUGUAAUCGUUCCUGCGGUGGCCUAUCUCUCGACUAACAUUACGCCCGUCAUGACGGGGGACAUGAAGGAUGCGGAACAGUACAUCCGUGGUCAACAAUUCCAGCGUGUGCUUUAUUUCCCGUUUCACCAAAAUACCGGCAUUUACUUCUUCGGCAUGCUUGCCGGCAUUAUAUACCAUCACUACCGUGACCAACGGAAGGAACUAUUCAAAGUUGCUGCAUUUCGUCAGCUAGCUCAAUUUAGUGGACUUUUGUACGUGUUCUGUAUGGCCACCGUAUCCUGGGUGGUGUCGAACCUUUCCUGGCUUCCAGCAAUCUGUCUCGCUGCGUACGCAAGCGCCUUCAAGCUUAGCUGGGGUCUGUUCAACACUUUACUGCUGCUAGCGUUAGCGUUGCUGCAUCGACACAACUGGAUUAAGAUGGCACUGAGCCAUCCGAUCUUUCGCGUGCUCGGCAAAUUAGGCUAUAGUGUCUACCUUAUCCAUUUCACCGUAAUCGUACAGGUUUACGGUAGGGAGAAAGCACCCAUCUUCAGCAAUGAACUGAUCGUCACGGGCUACACAGUGGAGGUGUUGUUCUUCAGCUAUAUCCUAGGUGCAUUGCUUUGCGUACUGGUAGAACUACCGACCGGAGCCGCACUCAAAGAGUUGAUUGAACCUAGAGCCCAAACACCUUCCAUCAAUCAAGUGCACUCAGCUUCUGAGCCGAUCGGCGCACAGGUAGGAUCAUCAUCAUCAACUACCUUGACAAACACACCGGCACCAGAUGCAACAGUCAUGACGAGCUCGAAUGAGAGCCGAUAACUCUCCCGGUAGGGAACGCUGUGAUAACCCAGAACAUUUGCUGGUAAAGUUUGAGAAUCGAUCUGCUAGGAGUAUCUUUAUACAAAGAAUAUUUCCAAUUACCGUAUUUUUUCUAUAAGAAUAUUAAAACUUAGCGUGAGAUAUCAUUCUCCAAAAAAAACAGUCACCGCUUUUGAUCCCAACGUUUACUCGCCGUAAACUCUACUAUUGGGCAAUGCUUGUAACCUUCAAACACACUUCAGAUAUAACUUUAAGCUGUUUCACAUGCCAAAUGCAUGCCAAAGCACUCACUACUUUACUACACCGCAGUGGAAAAUUUGCGAACAAAAAAAGAUUCUCACUACAGGAAGAUUCUUUGGCCUUGCCUAUUUCCAUACAUUUAAGACUGACCGACAUCCGGUACCGAUUGCUUUCCGGUAUGGGACGCCUCUUCGUAAACCAAGCCCUCUGUACAAAGCGAACAAAACCUUACAGAUAAGCCACGACGUUCCGGGUCGUUAAACACAAGUAUUCGUUAGUUUUAAUACUGGUUUCUUUUUAGUUUGUGUGUGAGUUAUCGGCAUGUUAUCGAGCACGAUUAUUAUUGGUGCAAGGUAUCUUUUAAAGCUGCUUGUUUUUGUCAAAGGAAGUACAUAAAUCUACCGGUGUGGAUGAUCCUCUGUACUACCGACAUAGAUAACACAGGUUAACGUAUUAUUGUGGAAUAAAUGUAAACGUCUGAAAUACACCCGGCAUGCAUACCUAUCUCCAGUGGUUGAUGACAGGAAAAAAUACAAAUUUUAUUAGCCAACACCCAACAUAUUAUCGCAAUUACAAUCAACCGGAAGCAUCGACUACGCCUUUGGUUCGAUCGUUACCGGUAUUGUUAGAUCUUUGUAGGCGUUUUUCCGCAAACAUUCCAACCACAGAAAAAUGUCAAAACGAAGCAAUCGAUCAUCAGAAGGUAAGUGUACGUCCAUUGAUGUGAUAAAUGUCAUUGUACUUUCUAUCCGCAAAACCCCGCUUAACACGUGCGCACAAAACAGCAUGUUAUUGUACAGCAUUUGCAGACCUUCGUGGACACGCUCCAGAAGCAAUUCACCUUCUCCAAGCGUAAUAGGUACCGGGCAAACACGUGUGAGCAUUUAUUCAACAUUGUCAUCGUUCAACUGUACACGGUUGGCUACUCUGCUAAAAUGUUUAGAUGCACACGACAAACACCAUUUGACCUGCUUGCUGAUCAAGGACAUAUCGACCGUGAACUUCGUAUAUCUUCACAUGUUUCGCGUGCAGGAUGCAGUGUACACGCUUGCAGAUUUCAAGCAAAAGUGAGAUCGGCUUCAUGUGCGAUGCUUUUGAUCCGACAUCCUGUUAAAGAGGUGGACCGGUAACCCGUGCAAAAUGUGUGUUCUUCUUUGCUUGAUAUUUUGGACAAAACCAUAGUUCCUAUACAUAGUUUCCUGUUUAAUGCAAUUUAUGUAGCAUAUUUUGUUCUUAUUCCAUUUGUAAAGUUUUUGGAAAUUCUUCUUCUUCUUCUUCUUCGUGACUUGAUGACCUCUAAGGUCAUGCCGGCUAUUUCAGGCUUACUAGACAUAUUUUUCGCCUUGUAGCCGGUGAACCAGUCCUUGCUACAGGGGGACGGUCCAGAUGGGGUUUGAUACCCAGUCCCAGUCGUGUGGAACCUGCGCAGUUUAUCACAUACACCACCCACCUUCCGGAAUUAUUUUUUUAAUAUUUUUUAAAAACCAGCAUAAAAAAAACGCUGCGGCCGCUUUAAGAAAUUGUUUUAAUAUUUUUUAUGAACUAAAUUAAAAGAAAAACUAAGUGGGUAAAUUAGUUAAUAUUCUCUUGGUUAAAUGAUCAUUUGAGGACAACAUUUCCCAUAUUUCAGUAUCCUUUGAAAAUAUGUAACACAGCAAAUUAAAACAAAAAAGCAAUUUUUAUAUUAGUUUAAAUUGGUUACCAACGAUUAAUCCGUUUUUAAUCGAAGUGAACAUUAAUCAGCUUCCAUGAAAGGUGUUGUAAGGUCUCACCUCUAAUGUCUUCAUUAUGAACUCCUCUAACCAACAGACGUGACAAAAAAUACCAACAACGAAAAAUAACGCCGCGCCCUCAUUAUUUGCACCCUUGCCUUGCACAGAUACAACAAAAGCCACAGCAUUACGUUGAAACUAUUAAAUUGUUCGCGUCCCGCCGAAUUCAAGUCUUUUAUUCAAGACCACACGAACGCGAAUCAGUGCCGAAAUGAGAUUAACACGCUGUGUGCAGUGUAUGGCAGCUUGAUGGCUUACCCUCACGUACCCUGAAGCUGAUGGCGGCUUCAUUGAACGAGACGUCAUUUCAUGCAAUUUACAAUAGAAAGUGCUCGACAACCGAAAUGCCAGCCAUAGCUAAUGUGAAAAUAAUCACCUUGUCCAUUCUUUUUUCUUUCCUCUUCACUUCCUCUUUACACCGGCAUGUGGAGUUUGUUGGUUUUCUGCUUGGUUAGCUCCCACUCCGAAAGAUUAGAAUCGUUCCCUGGUAAUACCUUUUAGAUCUGCAAAUGGAGCUGUCAGUUUGCUGAAUUGACGGAGCUUUUUUGCCUAAAUUAUAAACCACAAAUACCACAACAAUCGGAGCAAAGCUGAGUGUACGAUCAGUGCCAGAUAACGAAUCAAAGCACCGUCUCUAAAGUGCGGAACGAAACUGGGAGGGAAUCUUAAAUCUGAUUGAGUUAUAGUGUAUCAUUAGUUGAGGCCGGUACGUGUGUGUUAGCCACAGAAGGGCAGGUUGUGACGUCAAAUUUAGUAUCAUGCUAGUGGCACAAAUGCAUUGAAGCAAAAUGUAAAAUUAAAUUUCAUAAUUCGUAGUACAAAAAUUGAAAACCCCUCGUAUUGACGUCAUAAAUAGAACAAAUUACAUAUAUUGGUGAGAUAAAAAA
Messenger RNA from Anopheles funestus (African malaria mosquito), 6920 nucleotides. RefSeq names its product nose resistant to fluoxetine protein 6-like. Lineage: Eukaryota; Metazoa; Arthropoda; Insecta; Diptera; Culicidae. Gene Ontology annotation, molecular function: acyltransferase activity, transferring groups other than amino-acyl groups. Bases 1937 to 4021 code for a protein of 694 amino acids. The transcript is spliced from 5 exons. The record is from RefSeq and is a predicted model, not a curated record.